Messenger RNA from Linderina pennispora, 1003 nucleotides. RefSeq lists its product as uncharacterized. The transcript is spliced from 2 exons. Lineage: Eukaryota; Fungi; Kickxellomycota; Kickxellomycetes; Kickxellales; Kickxellaceae. The coding region runs from base 122 to 811 and encodes 229 amino acids. The record is from RefSeq and is a predicted model, not a curated record.
GACAACUACAGUCCGAAGUUUAAAAGGGGGUGGAUAGAAAAGGAGCAAAGCGCGGACAAGGCGUCCACGGGAGAAAAAGUACAGUGGGGGUGUGUUGGAUGGGCUUAAAUAAUGAGAAGAGAUGCACAUAAAGCAGCAGAGAGACACGAGGUGGCCAGGCCUUGCCUCCAGCAGGCUGCUUAAGAGGACGCGGCCAUGCAGAACGGUCUCCCAGAUGCAGUACAAAAAAGGCUGCCAUGCCAUCGAAAAAGAUCCAGCUCCUUUCGAAUUCAGACAGGUGUUAUACAUUUUUGAUAGUGGGGGACGGGGAGGGUUGCAGUGCGGGACAUGCCGGGAAAAGGGAGGCAAAGAACUAAAUACUGCCGCCCAUGCUGUUUUGUGUUCAGAGCUCCAUAGCAAACAUGCCGUCGCUAUGCUGGUUCUGGUCGUCAAAUGCCCACGGCAGCUCGUCGCUCAGCUGGUCCUCAGCGGAUGUGUUGGUGUCGGUAUCACCGUGGACUCCUGCGCCAGAGGCAAUCGUGGUCGAUGCAAUCUGGGCGGCAAUGCUGUUGAUGAUGGGCAGGUCCUCGGCGUCAUCGGCCCACGAAAAGCUCGUCUGCCCGUCAGCAAACAGCGGGUUGCUAGCAAAUGGAUUAGCCGGCGCAGGCACGCUCUUGAUCAUCUGCGGAGAACGCAUGCCCUUUCUGGCUGGCGACGGAAGGCGAUGGCGCAUCACCGGCGACUGGUGGAGGAUCGUUGGCGUGAGUCAUCUGCCGGGCAAUCUGCUGCGGUGACUUCAUGUGCGGGCUGUAGUACUCGACAGACGAUGUGACCAGGGUCGCAGUCAGCGAGCUGUCGGUCGAGUUGGUCGAAGCGUUGUUGACGCGGCCUAGGCCGUCCCAGAGGCAGGAUUGCGGCUGGUUGAUGCGGCAUUUCGUUGAAACGCACACGGUGGCCGGCUGUCUGCUGGCCGGCUGCCGCCGAUGCAGAGAGCGGGGCAACCGCACCAUCGUCCUCCUCUUCG